Marasmius oreades (fairy-ring Marasmius) is the source of this 777-nucleotide messenger RNA. RefSeq lists its product as uncharacterized. Bases 1 to 777 code for a protein of 258 amino acids. The transcript has 7 exons. The record is from RefSeq and is a predicted model, not a curated record. NCBI's taxonomy places the organism in Eukaryota, Fungi, Basidiomycota, Agaricomycetes, Agaricales, Marasmiaceae.
AUGACUCGAGUUCUCGCCGCUAUUACUCUCGUUGCCGGGUUUGCAACUGUUUCUGCCCAAAACCUGACCCCUGGGUGCCAAAAUGCAUUGAAGAAUAUUGCAGCUAACCAAGAUGCUGCCGCCUGUCUCACUCCUGCAGCCCUGGUCGGUAUUGCAGCCACUAAUUCGAGCACCUCCCUUGUGGGGCCGAUAGGCAACUGGCUUGACUCCCUUUGUGGAGUCUCACCAUGCAGCAACUCUACUCUCGACUUCGUAGUCAGCACUCUAACCAGUGGCUGCUCCGCAGAGUUAUCUCUCGUAGGCUACACAUCCGACCAGCAAUCUAAUAUCGAGGCCGUGGUUCGACAGUACUACCCUACUGUUCGCAAAGUUGUUUGUUUGAAAGAUGGCAACGAUAAUUGCAUCACCAAGACAUUGAAGGCGGUUGAAAGUGUCGUUGGACCCCUGUCAAUCGAUAACCUUGCUAAGAUUAUCACGGGCAGCAGUAAUUUGAACAGCUCGGCUAUACCGAAAGAGGUUUAUUGCUCAGAUUGCACCAAAGCCCAAUACAACAUCAUCAAUAAGGAAAUCCCUAACGCUUUCGACGGAUCCAAGAGCGAUAUCACCCAACAAUGUGGUUCUUCCUUCGUUGAUGGUCAAGACCCCUCGGGAAUCACUCAAAGUGCUGUUGCCUCACCGAGUAAAGGAAACGCGGCUCAUAUGCUCUCUGCAUUCCCCGAUACUUCCGCUACCUACGCCUUCCUUGCUGUUGCCGGUCUUUUCGCAAUGGCUGCUUAG